Molecule: messenger RNA, 1920 nt
Organism: Ogataea parapolymorpha DL-1
Lineage: Eukaryota; Fungi; Ascomycota; Pichiomycetes; Pichiales; Pichiaceae
Product: SWI5-dependent HO expression protein 4
Exons: 1
Coding region: 1-1920 (639 amino acids)
Source: RefSeq, a predicted model, not a curated record
AUGGAAAAUAGUGUCACUAAAAAUGAGUUGAACCGCGUCCUCGAACAGCUCAACAAAAACUCUGGUGACCCGAAUUUGGUAAAGGAGGCUGAUGGUUUGCUCAAAAGAUUGUAUUCGCAGCUCUCACAAACAGGAUCUGAAGGCCUAAAUCUAAUUCCGGCAAUAUUGGGAUUUCUUCAGUAUGAAAACCUCAACUCGGUUGUGCUUGCCAUUUUGAUAACGUUGCAAGCAAAAAGUGGGAAGGAUUACAAUGAGAAACUUAUUGACUCUCUAGAAGAUCUGAUUGAACUCUCACCUCGACUGCAGGUAUUCAAGGUUCUGACCCAAUUGUUUACCAUUGCGCCCGCAAUCUGCCACCAAUUGUUCAUCCAGAACCAGACCCUAGUUUCCUAUAUCACUACGGAGACAACAGAGCUCAUAAAUGACACAAUUCCAAAGUCUAGAUUUUCUAGCCUUUUAAAUCUCUUUUCAGCAGCGUGCGUGGACGAACUGUGUCGAAUUCCCAUUGCUGACCAUUACUCGGUAGUUCCCAUCCGCGCUUUGGAAUCUGAUGAUCUCCAUGUGCGAGCUCUUGGGGCAUUGGUGAUCCUCAAGAUAUGGAAUAACAUAAAAAAAGAGACGUUUAAGGAUCAUCCUAACUUGCUUUUGAACAACUUGGAAAAAGUGCUUUCGGAAGCUCUUGAGCACAAUGACCCUUCUGCAGUUGAGGGCCUUGCCUAUUUGUCUCUGAAUAGCAAAUCUCUGAGGGAUAAUCACUCUUUGAUGGCGAAAUUGACAGAGUACCUGGAUACUGAGCCAUACGGAGUGGUUUGCGUGCUUGCAAACCUAACAAGGGUUGCCAAGAAAGACCAGCUCAGUCAGCUGAAAAACAUGAACAGAGAGCCUGACAACGAGAAACAGCUUGGUGACUUUUUCAAAUAUCUGCUGGAAUCCGAAACUAUUGGUAAAGUCACGAGUCUGAAGUCUGUGUCUUCCAGGGUUCAAGAGAAAGCAGUAGAGUUGCUUUACAACAUAUCAACAGACCGGAACUGUCGUCCCCAACUUAUACAGCAAGGUGGCAUUGGCACUGUAGUCACAUAUCUCAUUAAAUCGUCUCAAAACAUUGACUACAAAAAUGGAAUUUCGAUUAGCAAACCGAUCGAAAACCAAGAACUGCGUCUCAUCGCCAUUAAUACGCUGGCAAAUAUUCUUUCCAGCAGCAAUCCAACUGCUGUUUUCAUGCGUUCGGAGCUUGUGACACCCGUUCCAUUUUUGCUUGAGCCAGUAAUCCAAUACGACAUAGAAAUCAAUGGGACCAAGACUACAAGCCCCCUUUCACGGCUUGAGAUUGAUAAUGCUGAUUUAUUUACCGCGCUGGUUGCUUUAAUCAACCUGUCUUCUGUUGAUGACAUGGACGUGAAGCUUGUUCCGAUGAAACUGGGAUGGCCAGCGAUUGGCAAUCUCAUGCUCUCUGCCAAUGUCCAAAUCAGACGAUGUAUCUUGGAGCUUCUGGCAAACCUCAUUGUGACUCCGCUAUGCAUGGAAAAGUUUUUCAACUGGACCUCAGAGAAGGAUGAGAAUUACAGAAACUUCAAGAUACUUGUUCAGCUUGUCGAUCUUGACGAUCGCGCAUCACAAUUGGCAGUAUUGAAUAUCCUGGCAAACUCCAGCGAUUUUGAGCUGGUCGCUGCCGUACUUCAAAAGUCAAACAUGUUUCUGGAUCGGCUAUUUGGAAUACUUCAAAACCAGUACGACACAGAUAUUCUUCUACGUGGAUUCUACAUCCUCCAAAAUCUGGCAGGCUUAUCGGACCAUGAGGUGGUGGCUUCUUACGCACAAAAGUAUAACUUGAAAGGCAUACUAGGAGACCUAUUUAGAAACGUCGGUGACUUGGAGGUGAGACACAUGGCAAUUGAUGCUUGCAAGAGGUUGCAACAAUAA